Messenger RNA from Ogataea haglerorum, 981 nucleotides. RefSeq lists its product as uncharacterized. The transcript has a single exon. The record is from RefSeq and is a predicted model, not a curated record. The coding region runs from base 1 to 981 and encodes 326 amino acids. Lineage: Eukaryota; Fungi; Ascomycota; Pichiomycetes; Pichiales; Pichiaceae.
AUGUUUGAUACAACAACCGUUCAACGCCGAGGGCUGUUUGGCAAAGUGUACAAUAGCAUUUUUGGACCGUCGCCCAGUCCACUGAACACCCAAACUCCAAUUGAGGAUCAUGACCCUGUGACCGAGUACAACACCUCUUUGAAUAGUGAGGGACGAUAUUUAAGCCGAGACGACGACCUAGCCAUUGAUGACGAAUUGGAUGAUACCAGAAGCCGCCGAAGCUCUGAGAUUGCGCCUCCUAUGACACCGUCACGUUUGGAUGACGACUGGAAGAUCAACGACACUUUAGAAAGAAUAAGGAUGAGCCGCGAACGAUGGCAGCGGAACGACCAUGUUCCUGGCGAGUUUCCUGAGCCUGCUCCAGAACACGUUCAAGGUGGACUUGCGGAGCACAUAGAACGGAACAAUCAAAUCAUCAGCAAAUUGAUGAGCGACUUUGAUUUGGUCGCGGAAAAUGUUGAGUUGCAGCAGCUCCGGACAGAAAAUGCAGAGCUAGCUCAAAAAUACAAGGCUUUACGCGAGGAGUUCAAACGCGAGCUCGACGCCAACAAGGAAAUAUUCGACGGGUACUACGAUCUUUACACUAAAUACAACAAAAUAAAGACUGAGCUCUCCAAGCUGAAGAAAGAUGCUAGUGAUCGGAUCGGCGAUCUGGAGCUCGAAAACCAGAGACUCAAGGUGGAAGCGCGUUCCAGACGGGUCACAUCAGACGAUCAGAACCUUUACUACAAAAGCCAGUACGAAGAGAUUAAAAAGGAGCUGCAAAAAAAGAUCCAAGACGAGAAGGCCAGUCAGCAGCGAAUACGAGAUCUGGAACUGCAACUACAUGAGCGAUCUCUGGCUAAGGCUAGGGGUGUGUCUUCGAACACGCUGGACCAAGACUCCAUCCAGCUGCUACACAAAUUAUAUGCCGAUAAGGAGGUUCCCAAUACCAGCAUCGACUCUUGGAUUAGCAAACCGCGUAUCAAGCACGCAAUCUAG